Messenger RNA from Vigna unguiculata (cowpea), 585 nucleotides. RefSeq lists its product as uncharacterized. Gene Ontology annotation, molecular function: zinc ion binding; nucleic acid binding. The record is from RefSeq and is a predicted model, not a curated record. Lineage: Eukaryota; Viridiplantae; Streptophyta; Magnoliopsida; Fabales; Fabaceae.
AUGGAGGGCUAUCGCAGGUGUAACAACUAUGGCAAGGAAGGCCACUUUUGGAAAGACUGCCCCACUCUGGCUAGGGCAGUGACACGCCCUCCAAUUCAGACUCUCCACCAGCAUCAGCAGAGAAAUAGAGGCAACAGGCCUCAGGCGAUAGGCAGGGUUUAUGCUAUGACGGGACCAGAGGCUGUAGGAUCAGGUAACCUAGUUAUGGGUCAUUGUUUAAUAGCUGGGAUGAAAUGUUGUGUGUUGUAUGAUUUUGGAGCGACACACUCCUUUGUGUCAGAUACAUGUGUGGAACGUUUGAAUAUGUCGAUGUGCGACCUGCAGUGCGAGCUUGCGGUGUCUACUCUGACAUCGGGUUUGGUCAAGACGUCGUCCUUAUAUGCUAGGUGUCCGGUGGAGGUAGAGAGACGUAGGUAUAAAGUGAAUAUGAUAUGCUUACCUAUACAAGAGCUGAAGGUGAUCUUAGGGAUAGAUUGGUUGUCUGCUAAUUGCAUUCUUAUAGACUGUCGAGAGAAGAAGUUGUUAUUUCCCAACUCAGAGGAACCUGAGUUGUUAUCAUCUCACGAGGUUAUGAAGGAGCUGUAG